AUGAUGCUACCAAAUCCAAAACCCUCGGCAAAAUUUCUACCGUCGCCUUUAGAGCCACCGCAACACAGCCGGAGAAUCACCGGAGGAGCCUCUCCGUCGCUCGAACUUAACUGCAAACUAUCACGCCGGAAUCUAAGUAAAUCCUCGUUGCUUCUACUCAUCGCUACUCAAACUACAUUGACGCCAUUACUCGACCUCUCCAAAGCUCAAGCAGAUACAAUUUCUCCAGAAAUCGAUAAUUAUUCAACAAAUUGCAGAAACAGAAUUCCGACGAAGAAAGGAUUCAUCGACGUAUCGAUCGCCGGAGAACCAAUCGGACGAAUCGUAAUCGGUUUAUACGGAGACGAUGUACCGGCGGGAACAGCUAGAUUCGGUAGUUUCGUAAGCGGGAAAGCCGGAAUUAGUUACCGAAGAAAAGAGUUCGUUAAAAUCAUGCCUGGUUACGUUCAGCACGGCGGAAUCAGAUCGUACGGCGUCGACGCAGAGAGAGCCACCGCCGCGUCCGGCACUCUCCAAAAUUUGAUCGAAGAAUGGGAGAGAGGGAAAAGAGGAGAGAGAUGUGGAGAAGUUAAGGCGGGAAGUGUUGGAAUCGUUGUGAGAGAUCCGUCGAAACCGCCGCCGAAGACGAAGAUUGUGGCGAGGAACGGGAAGCUUGUGGUGGAAGAAGAGGAAAUCGCGGUGGGACCGAACGGAACGGAGUUUGUUAUAACGGCAGUUGAUUCGCCGGAGCUGGAGGAAUCGGUGUUGGUGAUUGGGAAAGUGUUGGAAGGAAUGGAAGUUGUGGAGAAGAUGAGAGAAGUUAAGACAGUGAGGGAUAAUACAAGUUCUCCUUAUUUCAGGGUGGCUAAAGUGAUCGGAGAUAAGAGAGCGGUGGUGGCGGAGAGAGGGUUUAAUCGGCCUUAUUCAAAAGUUGUAGUCACCAAUUGUGGUCUCAUGGAGUCAGAGUCUCAAUGA
Arabis nemorensis is the source of this 954-nucleotide messenger RNA. NCBI's taxonomy places the organism in Eukaryota, Viridiplantae, Streptophyta, Magnoliopsida, Brassicales, Brassicaceae. The record is from the annotation of a GenBank genome assembly.